Messenger RNA from Didymodactylos carnosus, 422 nucleotides. NCBI's taxonomy places the organism in Eukaryota, Metazoa, Rotifera, Eurotatoria, Philodinida, Philodinidae. The record is from the annotation of a GenBank genome assembly.
AAUCACAUUGCCAUCGAUGAUAUUCUCUGUUAUUAAUUGCUCAACAAAAUCAGUUGUAAAUUCUUGCCCAGAAACGGUUGAUACUAAAGUUAAUAUACUUAAGUUUUUACUAAUUUUUUCUAGUAGUGCGAGCUCUAGUAUUAUGCGAAAAUAGUUCAACAGGUUAUGAUGAUCAAUUAAGUAAUAUAGCAUUUGAUAUAAUAGAUUUUGAUCACAACGGUACAAUCUCAAUUGAUGAAAUACACGAAAUAAUUCAUAAUUCAAUGCCUGAUAUUGGUCCACAUGAAUUAAUGUCAUUGUGGGAUACUGAUAGAAAUGGACGAUUAGAUCGUGAAGAAUUUAAACGUUUUAUUACAAGUGGUACACUCAGAUAUGUUUGGUUCACGGCAAUUGAAAAACAUCUUUAUUUUGCUUUAUUUUAA